Tetrahymena thermophila SB210 is the source of this 2448-nucleotide messenger RNA. Its product is annotated as tetratricopeptide repeat protein. Gene Ontology annotation, molecular function: ATP binding; protein binding; protein kinase activity. Gene Ontology annotation, biological process: protein phosphorylation. NCBI's taxonomy places the organism in Eukaryota, Ciliophora, Oligohymenophorea, Hymenostomatida, Tetrahymenidae. The transcript is spliced from 8 exons. The record is from RefSeq and is a predicted model, not a curated record.
AUGGGACAAACACUGAAAUAUUGUUCAUCUGUACCUAAUGAUAGAGAUGGGAGAGAAGCUAUGCUAAAUGUUUACCCUAAUAUUGAUGUUAGACAAAAGCUAAAUAAUGAUUCAAGCAGAUUUUCAUAGAUUUAUAGUACUAAAUUAGAAAACGAUCAAAUAUAAUUUAUAUUAUCGCUAAAGCCAUAUAGUUAUAAUGAAACAGAAGAAGUCAUUAAAGUAGAUCUAAAAAUUAAAAAAGAUUUAUUUUCAUUGUUUUUGGAUAGAACUUAUGAGUGGAAUUUGGAAGAGUAUGUUGUAAAAGAUUUUAAUGAUGGGAAUAAAAUCAUAGCAAGAGCUUAAGAUAAGAGAACUAAUGAGAGAUUUACUCUUUAGACUAUACCUUUUGAUGAUUACGAAGACUAUGAAUUCAAGGCAGCUCUUUACUAAAUCUAUAUUUAAAGAAACUUGUAAACUGUUAGUAAUGGUUUACCUCAUCCUAAUAUUAUUUAAAUAAAGGACGCAUAUAUCAUAGAAAGCAAAGAAAAAACAAAAAAGGCGAGAUCUUUAAUUAUUGUCAUGGAGUAUUUUGAUUCUAAUUUGCAUGACAUUAUCUAAUUCAGAAAAAAGCAUAAAUGGGAGUUUAGUACAAAAGAGUUAUGCUCUUUUUUGAGAGAUAUAUCAAGUGCAUUAGCAACUAUCCUUCGAUAAGGAGUAUCCCAUAGAGAUAUAAGACCUACAAAUAUAUGGUAUGUAGCAUAGGAAAAAUCAUAUAAAAUAGGUGGGUUCUAAGAGGCAAGAUUUGAUGAAAAAAUGAAGCAUAUAUGUAUGAGAAAUUAAGGAGUUAGACAUGAAGAUGGAGAGGGAUACAAUACAGUUCGUGGUGUGCCCUAAUUUGCAGCUCCAGAAAUAUUAAAUUUAAUGCAUAUGAAUGCCAAUUAAAAAGUUUUAAAUUACAAUCCUUUUAGUCAAGAUAUAUAUAGCUUAGGUUUAACAUUGAUUUUAAUGAAAAAUUUGUAUGAUGAAGUUGAUUUUGAUACACUUCUUAGCAAGGUUAAAUAAUCAGGGUCUGCAAAUAUCAACAUUGAUUUAGGAAGUAUGGAAUUAAAUUAGCUUGUUGAUUAAAUGGUGAACAAAUAUCCUUAGAGAAGAAUAAAUGCAAUCUAAUUAGAAUAGUAUAGUUAGAGGGUUUAUCCUAUUGAGGAUUACCCUAAAAUUAAUGAAAAUAACCUUAUUAUAAGUUUAAACUACAAACAUAAAAAGAUUUCUGAACAAGAGUAUUUGUUAAAUUAAGAGCUGUUGGCAAAAGAGUAUUUCAAUAUGCUUGAUUUUGAUUAGUGGAUAUAUAAAUAUGAUGAAAUCAUCAGCUCACAUGAAGCAUAAGGAUCUAACUUAGCAAAAGCUGAAACACUAUAAAAAAUUGGAGAGGGAUAUUUGAUUUUAAAUGAUGUUUAUAGAGCUAAAGAUUAUUUUAUGAAGGCUUCUGUGAUAUUUAAUGAAGAAGGACAUGAGUGUAGAAAAAGGAGUUAAUUAGAAGGAGCAAUCAGAUAUUAUGAGAUAGCUAUUGAAUGCGUUAGAAAAGGUAAUAAUGGGGAGGAUACCUCAGAGCUGGCACUGCUGCUAGAAAAUAUAGGAAACAUAUAUAAAAUGAAGGGUGAUUUUCCUAAAGCAAGAGCAUUUUAAGAGGAAGCACUUUAAAUAAUUUUGAUAUAAGUUGGCGAAAAGAGUGUUGAGGCUGCUAGGCUGUAUAAUAAUUUAGGUAAUCUUUAUGCUAGCUUAGGACUUUAUAAAAAAGCUGAUAAGAGACUUAAAAAAGCAUUGAAAAUAGUUGAUAAUUUAUAUGUUUCAGCAGAAGAGCAAGCAUAACUUAAGGCUCUUUGUUUAUGCUCACUCGGAGAAAUACACAGACUCAGAGGAAAUUUAGAAAACUCGUUAGAAUUUUUAGAAGAAGCCCUUGAAAUUAGAGAACAAGUUUUCGGAUCAGGUCAUAUAGAAUUAGCUUCUAAUUGCGAAAAUUUAGGAAAUGUUUAUUUUGAUUUAGGAGAUUUUCAUAAGGCUAAGAAGUUCUAUGAGAGAGCACUAGUAAUUAAGAAGAGCUCACUUCCAAAAGAUUCACCUGAAAUAGCACUAACUUUAAAUAAUUUAGGAAAUGUAUGUAAGAGCUAGAAAGAAAUUGAAAAGGCUAAAAAAUGUUAUGAAGAAUGCUUGUAAAUUUUAUAUACAAAGUUUGGAUAAGAAACUGAUAAUCCUACAGUUGCCACGUCUUUAGGAAAUCUAGGCUUAGUAUAUAAAGAAUUAGGUAGCUUAGUUGCUGCAUAAAGCAAUCUCUAAAAGUGCUUAGAAAUAUUAGCUAAAUCAGUUGGUGAAGACCACCCUGAUUUUAUAUUCUUUUAAAAGCAUUUAUACAGAUUAAACUAAAGAAUUAACAACUCUCAGUAUGCUAGCUCUGCUUACUAAUCAAAUUAUUGA